Molecule: messenger RNA, 2952 nt
Organism: Gallus gallus (chicken)
Lineage: Eukaryota; Metazoa; Chordata; Aves; Galliformes; Phasianidae
Gene: UFSP2
Product: UFM1 specific peptidase 2
Exons: 12
Coding region: 29-1474 (481 amino acids)
Source: RefSeq, marked validated
AGGGGCGGAGCGCGCCUGCGUAGAGACGAUGCGGCCGGGCCCGGCCCCCGCUGCAGCGCUGACGGAUGUGGUAAUUCUGGAAGCUAUGGACAUACUCUUUAGAAUAAGAGGAGGCUUGGAUUUGGCGUUUCAGCUAGCAACUACUGAUGAAGCAUCAGCAAAAAGUGCAUUAAAGUACGUUUUCAGUGAUCUUGCAAAUAAGCUGUCCUCAGAUGUUCUUGUAUUAAGAAUUUGCAACAGUUCAGUGUAUGUGUGGCCCAACAACGGUAUCAACACCGUUCCAGAGCUGACUGAUGAUUCUGCUUGUAAGGAGAUAAAACGAUUUAUACACUUUGAUCAAGAUGAUGAGACCCGACGAAAGCUUGGCAAAAAAAAGGAUAAGAAGCUUCAAGACAUGCCGCAGGUAAUCAACAUUGACCUCAUGUUAGAGAUGACAUCUUCAUCAGAUGCUUUGGCUCCAGUCAUCGAAAGAGAAAAUAAGGAGCACCACUACAUUAAUAUGACAUUGCCAGUUGAUGUUGUUGUAUCUGUUUCUCCUGAUGAAACGUGGGGAAAGGUGCAAAAUCUCCUGGUGAAAGCAAUUCACAAGCAAUUAACCGAUAUGGAAAGAUGCAUCAUGAAAUACAUGAAGGGAACAUCAAUUGUGGUACCAGAACAGUUUCAUUUCAUGUUACCAGGAAAAAAUCACCUUGUAACCAUUUCAUACCCUACAGGUAUUUCAGAUGAUCAACUGGAAAGUUACAGAAAGGAAUUGCAUGGGUUGUUCAACCUGCCGUGCGACAGACCGUAUUUCAAGAGAGCAAAUGCUUACCAUUUUCCAGAUGAACCAUAUAAAGAUGGCUAUCUCAGAAAUCCCCAUUUACAUCUUAAUUCACCUGGUCCUGAGUCUGGUGUGGUUUAUUUAGUCCAUGGCACAUACAGUUACCACCACUAUAUGCAGGAUCGCACUGAUGACAGCGGCUGGGGCUGCGCUUAUCGGUCUUUGCAGACCAUCUGUUCUUGGUUCAAGCAGCAAGGUUACGUUGAUGCACCUAUACCAACACACAAGGAAAUUCAGCAGGCCCUGGUUGAUGCUGGAGACAAACCUGCAGCUUUUGUUGGGUCACGGCAGUGGAUUGGUUCAGUCGAGGUGCAGCUUGUUUUGAAUCAACUCUUUGGCAUAACGUCAAAAAUAUUAUUUGUCAGCCAGGGUUCUGAACUCGCUUUGCAGGGAAGAGAACUUGCUAAUCAUUUCAAGACUGAAGGAACUCCAGUUAUGAUUGGUGGAGGUGUUUUGGCUCACACGAUACUAGGAGUGGCGUGGAAUGAAAUGACAGGGCAAAUAAAAUAUUUGAUUCUAGACCCACAUUACACUGGAGGAGAAGACCUGCAUGUUAUUUUGGACAAGGGCUGGUGUGCCUGGAAGGGCCCAGACUUCUGGAGCAAGGAUGCCUAUUAUAACCUGUGUCUACCUCAACGACCAAAAACUAUUUAAAUCUCAAUCUUAUGCAAGAACAUGCUUAGCCAGAAUACUAGCAGGCCUAGAAGUAACUGUCUUGUUAGUUAGCAGGCUAAUACUUGAAAUUGAUCAAAACCCAGUUGAAAUAGAAAUGGUACAUACAUAAUUUAAGUCAAGACAUUUGUUGGGUUUUUUUUUUUAAUGAAACAUCAAAGAAUAAGAGAGUUAUCUGCUGUGAGCUGCAUUUUUUACUAAUUAUUAAGUACCUACUACUCCUUCCUUCCUGUUGGGUAAGAUAACUUUGUUUAUAUAACAAUUUUAGUGUGCUUAAAAGCUUUAGAAGUUAAACGUCUGAUCCUUUUAUUUUAUGAAAUUCUUUCCUGCUGAAAAAACCCCUGCACUCUUACCUUUCAGGCUCUGUAGAGCCAGGUGCAUUUCACAGUAUGGGUCUAUUCAAAGCCAUCAUUCUCUGCUUCCACUGUUGGUAAUGGUAUUUUAGAGGAGGGUUAAGGAAAAAGAAAAUUCUGUAUGAACCGAAUUCUAUGAACUUCUGUUCUCAUUUACACAGAAAAAAGUAUGAGAGUCUAAAUUAUUAUGUGCUUAUUUAUGUGUAUGAAUACAAAUAUUGUAGGAAGAAGCAAAAUGACGGUCUUCUGUUAGGAGUGAAAAUAAAGGAGUUUUCCUCCUCAGGAGGAGUCAAUGUGACAGCAUCCAUAAAGCCAUUCCGUUCACAGUCAAGUUGUCGGCCUUUGGAUUCCCAUUAAUUUGACUUUGGCUCACAAGGCAUUUCUUUUGUCAGCUAGGAGACCGACACCUGUCACAUGGACAAACAAAUGUUCUACAGCUGCUGUCAUCAGAGCAUUAGGAUACAUUUGUGGUACAACCGCCAUCUUUGUCACUCCUCCAUCCACACGUCACUGAGAAUGCUUUAACAUGGAAAGAAAACGUGGGGAGCCUUCUGUGUGCCAUUCCACACAGUACUCAUUUCUGGCAACACUAUAACCUUCAAUGUGUAUGUAUCUGCUUCCAGCUUAUGCAACACCAAAUUUAUUUACGUAACCGCUAAAACGGUGUGGGGUUUUUUGUUGUUGUUUUAAGUUACUACAGAGGACUUUUUUUCACUCAGAGGGUGGUGACGCACUGGAACAGGUUGCCCAAGGAGGCUGUGGAUGCCCCAUCCCUGGAGGCAUUCAAGGCCAGGCUGGAUGUGGCUCUGGGCAGCCUGGUCUGGUGGUUGGUGACCCUGCACAUAGCAGGGGGGUGAAACCAGAUGAUCGCUGUGGUCUUUUUCAACCCAGGCCAUUCUAUGAUCCUGUGACUUGAACACACAGCAUACAGUGUGUGUAACUCCAGCAUGAAGGUGUACGGUGGUUUGUGAUGCGACUUUUAUGAGUACAGCCAUGCUAUGGUAUAUUUACAGCCUUAGCAUCCACUCUGAAGUGGUAAAAGAGCUCUGUAAAACACGCAUUCUCAGCAGGUUAACACUGACAUGAAUAAACGGAGCUGAAACACCC